This is a messenger RNA of Phalacrocorax carbo (great cormorant), 1823 nucleotides long. The record is from RefSeq and is a predicted model, not a curated record. Lineage: Eukaryota; Metazoa; Chordata; Aves; Suliformes; Phalacrocoracidae.
GGGCCGGCACAUUCCGGGCAGGCGCACUGGGCGGCGCGGGGCGGCGGCCGUGCGCGCUCGGAGCCCAUGGAGGCGGCGGGGCCGCAGUCGGGGCCGGGGCCGGUCCCCGCGGCGGGGCCGCAGCCGGGAGCCGAGGAGAUUGAUAUGUCCCUGGAUGACAUCAUAAAACGCCACAGGAAAGAGCAAACAGAUGCCAGCGCUGCGGGGGACAGUCGAAGGCAGCAGGUCAAGAACAGGAAUUCGGCAUAUGGGUACGGGCGGCCCCGUUUCCGCACCUGGAUGCAGAGGAAUUUGCAAGGACCUAACCGUUUUAGAAGAGGAUUUGGACAACAACAAUACAAUCGGAGACAAUUCAGGAAUACUGUGCCUGGUCCCAGGAGAAGAGCAGCUGCCGCAUUAAAUGGAGUGAGCCCUUUAAAUCGCCAGGCAUCAGCCCAAGAGGGCAACAAAACCAACGAUGCUUUCACCAAAAGCAGCAGCAGCGGGCAGCCAGAGGGACGGCGACGGCCACCCCCAGGCCCCAGGAGAUUCAGAGCAGCUGCUGCCAGCACCCACGCCCCGGGGAGAAGCAGGCCUUUUCUGCUAAACAGAGGACCAGCCUUCCAGCAGAAGCGGAUGCAGCAGCGGUUCUCCAAAGCCAACUUCCAGAGAAGGCAGAUGGAUGCAAAUGGAGAAGGAAAACCACCAAGGAUGAGAAGGUGGCAAGUGAAACCCAGCCCUGGGGCAGUUCUGACGGUUUCUGUGGCUAAUCCCCAGGCAGGCCAGACUGGCAUGCCUGGAUCCAAGCGCCCGUUCUUGCGAAGCCAGAGGCCCCCACCGCGGGCAGCCAAGCCCCAGCCCAAGGGGGUGCUGCUGAGAUUCAACUUCCGUGCGAUGGCCAACCAGGUAGAGGAUUGUCAACGGCACAGGCGGCACCUUGUACCCUGCAGCAGCCCUGCCACUAAGCUGUUAACAUCACACUCAGGUGUUUGGUGCUGCCAGUUGGGUUUAUCUAGCAUAACCUGAGAGGAAAGUCCCGUAGCUGUGUUGGCUAGGUUGCUCACAAAACUGAAGGCACCUGAGAAGACUGUUCAGCAACUACAGACUCACCCCAAUUUUCUCCACUGUGUUGGUCCUUCUUGGCCUGUCCAUGUGCUUGCUUGGAGCAGGGAGAUAUUCCUUGUGAGUGGUCCUGGCCCCAGGGGGACUGUUUCACUGUCAGGGCUCCCACUCCUCAGAGACACACAGCACUUCUGGGCUUUGCUCUCUCUCUGCUUUGGUGACCUUCUCGGUGCCAAUGCUGAAGUAUGGUCCAAGAGCCCCAGGGCAGGUCAGAAAUCCUGCUUCACCUCCUUCAUUGCUGGUGUUUCUUGUCUGGACGGUUUGGUUUUACUUGAUGCCUUGUGCUCAAAUGCCAUCUGCUUGCUCCUGUUCUUGCCGAGGACGCCCAGUGUCUUGGGGCUGGGUGCUGCUUGGAGGUUUUCCAGCCACACAGUCUGUCGAGCUCCUUGUCUCCGUGUGCUGAGUGGUUUAAUUGACUAACUGGCUGUGAAGCACCGUCCUGACUGAUGGGCCCUAAUCAAUACCCUGCUACAAGUUUGGCCAUGCUUUGCCACGAGACACGGGACUGACUCGCUCUCCCCUUCCCCUGCAGACCAGCCUGACGCUGGAUGAGAGGUUCUCUGGUCUGAGGAAUAAGAGGCACUUUACAGCAGCCAGGAGCGCCGGACGGACGGUCACCAUGCCUUAGCACCGCACACUCGUCACAGGGACUGCCCAUAACAGUCCAGGCCCCAUAAUGGGCAGCUCAAUAAAACUCAAUAGAUUUUGUCUGAGAUAGCUAA